AAGGUUAAUCCGCGAGCGAAUGGUAGCGCGCGUCCCUAUUGGCUGUUGCAGUAUUUCGCCCCGGAAGUCAGGAAAAGCUUUAAAAAUCAGCUGACCAAGCAACCUCGGGUCACGUGAUCCAAGAGUAUCUCGUGAGCAGCAUGUCUACACGCCCGGAACCCGUCUUCUGGCUGGGGAAGAAGACGCUGAGAGUGUCGGCGGCCCUGUUCGCCGAGAACCGGCGCCGUCUCUGCCAGGGCCUGAAAGCCAAGGAGGGCCUGCUCCCCAAGUCCGUGGUGGUCCUGCAGGGGGGCGAGCAGACCCAGAGGUACUGCACUGAUUCGGACAUCCUCUUCAGACAGGAGUCCUUCUUCCAUUGGGCUUUUGGAGUGACUGAAGCUGACUGCUAUGGAGCCAUUGAUGUCGACACAGGGAGGUCCAUCCUCUUUGUCCCUAAGCUGCCUGAGAGCUAUGCCACCUGGAUGGGAAAGAUCCAUCCUCCAGAGCACUUCAAGCAGAAGUAUGGGGUGGAUGAAGUGCAAUACACCACCGACAUUGCUGCCUUUCUGUCUGGCAUGACGCCAGCAGUGCUUCUGACACUGCGCGGGCAGAAUUCUGAUAGCGGGAGUAUCUGCCGCGAGGCCUCCUUUGACGGAAUCAGCCAAUUCCAGGUGAAUAACACUCUGCUGCACCCUGUCAUAGUGGAAUGUCGCCUGAUUAAGACGGACAUGGAGCUGGAGGUCCUGCGCUACACAAACCGCGUUUCCAGUGACGCCCACAAAGAGGUGAUGAAACAUGUGAAGCCUGGACUGAUGGAGUAUGAAAUGGAAAGCCUCUUCCAGCACUACUGCUACACCCAAGGAGGCAUGAGGCACACAUCUUACGCCUGUAUCUGUGGAACGGGAGAGAACUCCUCUAUUUUGCACUAUGGCCACGCUGGAGCUCCCAAUAACAAGGCUAUUGCAGAUGGAGACAUGUGUCUUUUUGACAUGGGUGGAGAGUAUUACUGCUACAGUUCCGACAUCACCUGCUCUUUCCCGGCAAACGGGAAGUUCACCGACGACCAGAAGGCUAUCUACGAGGCUGCUCUCAAGUCCUCCCGCGCCGCCCUAGCCGCCAUCAAACCAGGUGUGCUGUGGCCAGACGUACAUCGCCUGACCAGUCGUGUGCAGCUGGAGGAGCUGGUAAAGAUCGGCAUUCUGAAGGGGAGCGUGGACGAUAUGCUGAAGGCGCACAUGGGUGCCGUCUUCAUGCCCCACGGCCUGGGCCAUCUGAUGGGCAUCGACGUGCAUGACGUGGGAGGAUAUCCGGAGGGUGUGGUGCGGAUUGAUGAGCCGGGUCUGAAGAGCCUGCGUAUGGGCCGUGCGGUCCUGGAACGCAUGGUCCUGACGGUCGAACCUGGCAUCUACUUCAUUGACCACCUACUGGACCAGGCCCUGGCUUCACCUGCCCAGCAGUGCUUCAUUAACAGUGAUGUUCUAGCACGUUUCCGUGGAUUUGGAGGGGUGCGCAUCGAGGACAACAUCGCGGUCACAGCCGACGGCGUGGAGCUGCUCACCUGUGUCCCUCGCACCGUGCAGGAGAUCGAGGAGUUCAUGGCUACUGGCAGUGACACCUCCAAGAGCGUCGGCCAAAAAUCCUGAGCAAUGGACGAACAAACCCGUACUGUAAAAUGUCGGUGGUAAUCCAUCUGGCACUAAGGGAUGAUACAGAAGGCUUUAAGAACAAUCAAUGAAAUAAUACCGUAAAUUUGCUCUGAUUACAUUAAUACAUAUUCAGUACACAAUAGGCCAUGAAACAUGCCUUGACUUGUAUGAGUGGUAUACACUGCUCCAAGCUGAAUGAAUCUUUUGCCAUUUUAGGUUUUACUGAACUUGCUCCUCUACAAAUAAACAUUUCUAACCUUUCAGUGGCUUUUUCUACUACAAAUAAAAAUAAUCACAUAUUUUCAGUUACUUCAUUUGUGUUGUUGAAAUAUAACACAUUACUGAUCAAUAAAUGUUCAUUUUCCCUUGCAAUCCAAAA
This is a messenger RNA of Brienomyrus brachyistius, 2004 nucleotides long. It is a transcript of the gene pepd, whose product is annotated as peptidase D. NCBI's taxonomy places the organism in Eukaryota, Metazoa, Chordata, Actinopteri, Osteoglossiformes, Mormyridae. Gene Ontology annotation, molecular function: manganese ion binding; metalloaminopeptidase activity. The record is from RefSeq and is a predicted model, not a curated record. The coding region runs from base 141 to 1622 and encodes 493 amino acids. The transcript is spliced from 15 exons.